GACCUGCAAAUCCGUGGCAUAUAAAAUGCACUUUUUUUGCCUUCGUAACCGUCUGUCAUUCAGUCACGGAAGUAGAUUCUUCUCUGUCUGAACAUUGACCAGGGCGGAGGGUCCUUGAGGAUUUCUUGAAGAGUACUUUGAUCUUUAUGCAAAUGUUCGUUUCCAUGGUUCCAUUACGAAACCGGAACGGGAAGUAACAACUUCAGGGGUAGACGUGCAACCCAAACAAACACAAAAAAUUGGAGUACAUACAACUAUAACGCACGAUUCAUUUACUAGUUCAACAUGGGAGGAGCAGCGAGUCAGUUACCAAAGGAUCUUCUCUCAGAAUACCAGGAACUUACGUUUUUAACCAAACAAGAAAUUUUGCUAGCUCACAAAAGAUUCACUGAACUCGUAACAAGAGAGGACAGAAGCUCAGCUGUCACCAGAGUACCCAUGGACAAAAUCCUCACUCUACCAGAGCUUAAAUCUAAUCCAUUCAGAGAGAGGAUCUGUCAGGUGUUCUCCACGUGUGAGCUUAAGGAUGGCAGUCUGACAUUUGAAGACUUUCUGGACCUGCUGAGUGCCUUCAGUGACUCUGCCACCUUGGAAAUAAAAUCCCACUACGCCUUCCGCAUAUUUGACUUUGAUGACGAUGGGACACUGGAUGAAAGUGACCUAAGGAAGCUGGUGAACUGCUUGACAGGUGACACGGAGGACACAAGGCUCACUCAUGAGGAGAUGAAACAGCUCAUCUCAAAUAUUCUGGAGGAGUCAGACAUCGACAAAGACGGAACAGUGAAUCUCUCUGAAUUCCAGCAUGUCAUCUCCAGAUCUCCAGACUUUGUCAGUUCUUUCAAGAUUGUGCUGUAAAUUAUAUCUGCAUGCAAAUGCAAAGCUCUGGAAGCUUUUGGAGGGGUCCACAACGUUUCACAGGAAACACCAGCAUUUUAUCCAUCAUAAACAUUUUAAGCAUGUUGGUGUCUUUUAACUUGUUUUUGCCUUACGGAUUUACUGUUUUCUAUCAUGGGUCUAUACAGGGUCGUGGUACUUUUUUAAAAUUUGUAUGUGAUUUCUUUGAAAACUCUUUGUGCAAUAAAUACCUUUAUACACUG
Engraulis encrasicolus (European anchovy) is the source of this 1097-nucleotide messenger RNA. Its product is annotated as calcium and integrin-binding protein 1-like. The coding region runs from base 286 to 855 and encodes 189 amino acids. Gene Ontology annotation, molecular function: magnesium ion binding; calcium ion binding. The transcript is spliced from 7 exons. NCBI's taxonomy places the organism in Eukaryota, Metazoa, Chordata, Actinopteri, Clupeiformes, Engraulidae. The record is from RefSeq and is a predicted model, not a curated record.